AUGAAGUUUUCUUCAAAUAUUUCUCAGUACGAUCAUGCCAUAGUUCUUGGUGGCAGUAUUGGAGGAAUUGUAACUGCAGCUUACUUGUGUAAAUAUUUUAAACGAAUAACAAUUAUCGAAUCGGAUGAUGUACUAAAUGAUAUAUUCAUGAAAUCUACAUCUAGUGAAAUAUUAGAUUAUCGUUGCCGUCUUGAAAGUCCAACAUCACUAGGACGUUCAGGUGUUAGUCAAAUAUAUCAAAUACAUGGACUUCAUAGUGAAGGAUAUAAAAUAUUACUCGAAUUAUUUCCGCAAUUAAAAGAUAAAUUAUUCAAUGAAUAUGAUAUUCGUACUUAUUCAUUGAAAACCGAAUGUAGACUCAUGAAUAGCGGUGUAUUGUUAAAUCAAGAUUUAACUGAAGAUUUUGAUUGGUUGGGUAUUGAUCGUUUUACAUUAGAAAUAGUUUUGAGAAAAGAAUUAUGUUUGAAAUUUGAUAAACAAAUUGAAUGGAAAUAUAAUACAAGAGUAACAGAUUUAAUUGUUGAUCAAUCAUUAAAUAUUGUUAAAGGUAUAAAAUAUCGAUCGAAGAAAAAUAAUAAUUCAUUAUCAUUUGAUAUGUAUGGUGAUUUUAUUAUUGAUUGUACUGGUCGAAAUACAUCAUCACCUAAAUGGUUAAAGAAGAAUUUCAAUUUAAUUAUACCAACUGUACAAGUACAUUUUGGUUGUGGCUAUGUUACAUUUAUUGGUGAAAGAUUUAGAACUGAUGAUCCAUCGCUCGAUUCAGCAGCGAUUAUUGGUGCUGGAGUUGACUCCCCUAAUAAAAAUACUGGAUUUAUUACAACUCCAAUACGUAUAAUAAAAACAAUCGAUAACAAUUCAUUAGGAAUACUAGCAACAUUUGGUAUAGAUUGCGUUAACUUCGAAUAUCCACCAAAUGAUUCAUAUGAAAAUUUAUUAGAAUGGACAAAAGAAAAUCUAGAUUCAGAAUAUUAUACGAUACUGACAAAAAACAAAAGUAAAAAAUGGCCUCAAAAUUAUAUAUUAUUAGGUGAUGCAAUGUGUACAUUUAAUCCUCAAUAUGCACAAGGUAUGACACAUGCAUUUAGACAAGCAAGAGAAUUGGAGAAAUUAUUUGGCGAGAGUUGCCAUAAAUUAAAAGAUAUUUCUCAUAUUUUUAAUCGUCGUGCUUCAGUAAUUACUGAAGAAUGUUGGCUUGCUUCGACUGCAAAUGAUUGGAAAUCACCGUCAUUAAAAGUGAUCGAAACAAAUAAAAAUGGUGAUGUUAAAGUUUAUCAACGAAGUAGUGAUUCGACUAUGACAAAUCAUCCUCAGCCACGAGCAACUUUAAUGAUGCGAUUUAUGCAAUGCUUUAAUAUGGAAAUUCAUAAUAGAAUUACUGAAAAUUUUGAUACAACAAUUUGUUUACGUCAAAUAAACAGGAAAUAA
Messenger RNA from Rotaria sordida, 1425 nucleotides. Lineage: Eukaryota; Metazoa; Rotifera; Eurotatoria; Philodinida; Philodinidae. The record is from the annotation of a GenBank genome assembly.